AUGGAUCCAAAGAGGGGGAAACAUGUUCGAGGUCCACCGGCACCGACACGAGGCAACUUUCGUGUACCACGAAGAUUAGACACGCCUCAAUAUCAACCUCAACAAGUCGACCCCUCACAAUACUAUAUUUCCGACCCACCACUGACUACUCAACCUCAACAAGUCGACCGCUCACAAUACUAUAUUUCCGACCCACCACUGACUACUCAACCUCAACAAGUCGACCGCUCACAAUACUAUAUUCCCGACCCACCACCGACUACUCAACCUCAAUAUCAUUACUCCUCACAAUCUCAUACGACGUAUUUUCCUCCUCCCCCGCGUGCAAUGCAUCAUCCUCCCCCGCGCGUAAUGAAUCCUCCUCCCGCUACCCGCGUCCGAGAUUAUGAGUGGUACCAAACGGCCGAGAUUGAUUUGGAGUCGUUCAAUCCGUUUGAUCGCACAACGAAUCCUCCUCCCCCUACCCACUCGCGCGCACCGACUCCCCUCCCCACCGAUGAUGAGGAUGAGGCCAUUCCCGAUACACAAGAAGUUCAAAUAGUGGAAGAAGUUGUACCGAAAAGGAAGUAUACAAGACGGGCUGACAAAAAGAAAUGGAUACAAGAAGAAGAGGUGGCGUUGAGCAGUGUAAGGCUUAGUGGAUGUGAUGAUAUAAAUGUGAUGACUGAGACGUUGAAGGACUACAAAACAAGAACCGGGAAGGAGUUUACGAGUAUUGCAGCUUGGAAGCGAAAAAAGUCGUCAGAAGAAGGCAAUUAUGAGUCGUCUAGUAACAAUGACGAUGCCACUGUGUUGCCGGAUUUGAAUGAGUCAAGCACUCCUAGUAGUCGGCCAAGAAAGGGCCGAAAAAAUGUGGGGUCGUCGUCGUCAAAGGGGGGAGGUUUUUUUCCAGCUUUUACGGAGAAGUACGCGGAGAAGAAGAAGCAAAAUGUGGAGAAAGCGAAUAUGAAGAAGCAAGCAUUGUUGGACUUACAACUCAAGCAUCAAAGUAACAAGACUAAGAGGAGUGACUACAAGUUUUUCAACACCCCACACGCGAAUUCCGAUCCAAAAAGCAGAGAGUGGGCAAUUGAGCAAAAACGGGAGAUUGCGGCGAAGUAUGGAUGGGAGUUUAAUGAGUGA
Erigeron canadensis is the source of this 1122-nucleotide messenger RNA. RefSeq names its product proline-rich receptor-like protein kinase PERK8. The transcript is spliced from 4 exons. NCBI's taxonomy places the organism in Eukaryota, Viridiplantae, Streptophyta, Magnoliopsida, Asterales, Asteraceae. The record is from RefSeq and is a predicted model, not a curated record. The coding region runs from base 1 to 1122 and encodes 373 amino acids.